This is a messenger RNA of Musa acuminata AAA Group (dessert banana), 5925 nucleotides long. Its product is annotated as pentatricopeptide repeat-containing protein At1g71210, mitochondrial-like. The coding region runs from base 179 to 2950 and encodes 923 amino acids. The record is from RefSeq and is a predicted model, not a curated record. Lineage: Eukaryota; Viridiplantae; Streptophyta; Magnoliopsida; Zingiberales; Musaceae. The transcript has 4 exons. Gene Ontology annotation, molecular function: protein binding.
CAGCCCCAAAGACCAAAUUUAGCGCGAUUACACUCCAUCGGCGGCGGCAAGUGAGAACGAGAAAGCGAGCGGGGCAAAAGGUCGAACGAGUGCCGGGCGUCGCGGCCACGACACGACAGUCUUUGAAGCCUCCACCGCUCCCAACCUCAGAUGCUCGCCUUCCCUUCCGGAUCAUAAUAUGCUCCUUCGCCGCCUCCGCCUCCUUCUCCUAAAGCCUUCCUCCUCGUAUCCUCUCCGGUCCUCGCUUCGAUCCGUUCCUCUUCUCCCCUUCUCCACCGUCUCCGCCUCUUCCACCCAAUCCUCUCUCCCCUUUCUGCCCUUGUUCGAUCCGGUGAACCCCGGAAGGGCUGAUGCGAGCACCAGCUUGUCGGAGAUCGCCGCUGCUGUUGGCGAGUGGUUCCGCCUGGGCCCCGACCCGCUCUCACCCUUCGACCAGAUCUACACCGCCCUUGCCUCCUCCCCCGACGACGCCUCCCUCGACGCCGCUCUCACCGCGCUUCGCCUCCCCCUCUCCGAGUCCCUUGUCGUCGGCGUCCUGCGCCACCGUCCCCACCCCUCAGCCACCUCCGCCUCUGGUACGUCUCUCCUCCUCCUCCGCCUCCGCUUCUUCGACUGGUGCGGCCGUCAACAUUCCUACCGCCAUUCCCGAGCCGCCUACCAUGCCGUCUUCCGCCACCUCUCGCGUGCCCACCUCGCCUCCGUCGUCAUCGACUGGCUCCGCCUCUUCUCCUCCUCCUCGCCUGACAUCCAUCGUCACCCGUUCCUUCCCGUCGGAGGAGCGACUGCCGGUCCCCACCCACGCUUUCAUGAGACCCUCGUCGUUGGGUAUGCCGUCGCGGGGAAGCCCGAACUGGCCCUCCAGCUAUUCGCACGGAUGCGGUUCCAGGGCCUCGACCUUGACUCGUUCUCGUACCACGUCCUCGUCAAUUCCCUUGUUGAGGCCUCCAACUUUGACUUUGCUGAAACCGUUUUCUGCCAGAUCUCCGACCGGGGCCUUGCUGGCCCCGUCACCGCCUGCAUCCGUCUUAAGAGCCUCUGCCGCCAGGGACGGCUUCAGGACGCUGAGGCUUAUCUCCGAGAGCUCGCUGCCUCUCCUACAGCUGACUGCCGCACCGUUGCUGGACGCAUGGUGGGCACCCUCGCCCAUGCCUUUUGCCAGAAAGGACAGUUUGAGGCUGCAAGUCGGAUUGUUGAUGAGUUUGGCUCCACUGAGGCAUAUGGCGUUUGGGUAGGCAACCUUGUAGGUGCCGGGAAGCUCGAUGCAGCAUUGGAGUUCUUGUUGCGCAAGAAGGCAUCGGAAGACUACAUUCCUGAGAGCUUCCAUUACGGAAAGCUCAUCUUCCGACUUCUGAAGGAGAAUCGUCUUGAGGACGUCUAUAAUGUGCUUGUAGAAAUGAUGGAAGAGGGGAUCUCUCCUGACCACAUAACAAUGAACGCAGCUCUCUGUUUCUUCUGCAAGUCUGGAAUGGUGGAUGUCGCUUUGUUCUUGUAUAAUUCUAGAAGGGAGCUUGGCAUCAACCCAAGUUUGCAGGUCUAUGACCAGCUGAUUAAUGCCCUGUGCCGUGAGGGUAAUGUGGAUGAUGUCUGCUUGAUUUUGGAGGAGUCCAUGCAACAGGGCUACUUUCCUAGGAAGCAAACAUUUAACAUUCUUUCUAACUUCCUAUGCCGGGAGGGAAGGCUUGAUAAGAUGCGGAAGCUGCUUGAUGGUGCUCUUCAGAGGGAAGAAAAGCCACUACCUGUUGUUUUUGCUAGGUACAUCUCAGCACUGUGCAAGGCUGGAGAAUUAGAAGAGGCUUGCCUGGUGCCCCAUAUAGUUAGUGGAGACAUUGCCAGUUUGUUGGGACGGUACAAGUCCACAUACGUAAACUUAAUUUGUGCAUUUAUAUUGUUGCGGCAGGUAGAUGUGCUUCCUCGGCUGAUUAUUGAGAUGCAAAAGCUUGGUCACAUUCCAAGUCGGAGCCUUUACAGGUCCCUCAUUUGCUCUCUGUGUGAGAUGGGCAAGUUUGAUGAGGUUUUUCACCUACUGAACGAGCAACUGGAGCGUCAUGAAUUAGACAAAAAGACAUGCUACAAUUACUUCAUGGAUGGGGCAGCACAUUCCAAAAGGCCUGAAGUGGCAAGGGAAGUGUACAAUAGGAUGCAGACUGCAGGAUUGGAACCCACUGUUGAUAAUAAUAUCCUAAUUCUUAAGAGCUAUCUGAAGAGUAAACAGAUAGGUGAUGCUCUUAACUUCUUCCGCUAUCUGUGUGAGAAGCAGGAGCCCAAAACCAAGCUGUACAAUGUAUUUAUAACUGGUCUUUGUGAAGCUGGGAAACCAGAGCAAGCUGUGGUGUUCUGGAAGGAGGCAAGGGAGAAGGGGUUUAUCCCAAGUCUUCAGUGUUACGAGGAUCUUGUACUUGAAUUAUCUUCUAACAAGGAUUACGAUAUUGUGGUUAAGGUUAUUGAGGAUUUCAAGCAAACUGGCCGUCCAGUUUCUGCAUUUUUGUGUAAUGUGCUGCUGUUGCACACUUUGAAGAGUCAGGACCUCCUACGCGCCUGGGCUCAAACAAGAGAGAAGUCCAAUGCAGUAGCUUUGAGUGGGGAAACUCAAGUAUCUGAAGGAUCUAUGCUAGGCCAUCUUAUCGCUGGUUUUUCAGGCGGAAUAAGAAUGAAAGAUGGUGUUGAUAAGUUGGACGAAUUGAUUGAGAGAUUCUUUCCAGUUGAUAUUUAUACAUACAAUAUGUUGUUGCGAGGCAUGAGCAUGGCAGGGAGGAUGGAUUAUGCAUGUGAUUUGUUUCAUAGGAUACCUAAGAAAGGUUUCAAGCCAAAUCGGUGGACUUUCGACAUUAUAGUCCAUGGUUUUUGCAAACAAGGUAAAAGAAAGGAGGCUGAAAGAUGGAUGGAGGCAAUGCAUCAGAACGGGUUUCACCCGAAUUGGUACACAAUGAGGAUAUAUAACAACACCUCCUAGUUAGUGAAUAUGGCUCAGUGGAUGAUAUGCAAACUUUGUGUUGCUUACAACUCAUUGCUGGUCCGUCAUCAUCCUUGUUACUUAACUGAAGCAGGUUGCAGAAGCAGAUGCCCAACUCAGGGUGGCUGUCGCUCGCUGUAAACCUGAGUGUUGUAUCGAUUACCAUAAUAAUACACCGAUACGUAGCAGAGAUGCCUCAAGUUGGGCAUGCCGUUCAUUUGCCAGAUUUUUUGCUACACCAAACUACGCACUUUGAGCAUCAGAAUUAGCAUCCUGAUUGUCUAUUUGGUUCAUUCAUCUGUGUACAAUAAUCUAAACAUUCUUGAAAUAAUUCAGCAACCCCAUCAACGCUCUCAUCAGCAACGAAGGAUUUGGGCAGGUCAAAUUGUAACGAGAGCCGAGUACUAAUGACGUCACUAAUUGCUUAAGAGGGUUACAUGGCCAGCAUGACUGUUAGUGCACCCCAUUCAUUCACUGUGAACAGCUUAUUCCAUUGAAUUACUGUAACCCACUGCUCAAGCUCUCAAUCAAAGAAUAAAUUGAUCGCCAUCAUCGAAUGAUAGGUCACGAACACCGCGAAGUCGGCGGCGGUGAGGCUCGCCAGGAGAAAGUAGAACCUGUCCAUAUGCCCUCUGUUGAGGUUGGCCGGAAUCCACCCGGGUCGGUCGCCCUUCCCCGUGAUCUCCAUCACUGCCGUCACCAGUAGGCUGCUUACGUAGUUCCCCAGCGAGAUGGAAGUCAUGCAGAGCGCGCUGCCGAAGCUCUUCAGCCCGUGCGGCGCUUGGCCGUUGAAGAACUCCAACUGACCCACGUACAUGAACACCUCCGAGGCUCCUAUCAGCGCGUACUGAGGGAUCUGCCACAGGAUGCUCAGCGAGCUGUCGUCGUCGCAGCCUCUGCAGACGCUCCUCAGUCGCUGCACUUCCACGGUUCCCGCCGACGCCAUCGCCAUGAUCGCCAGGAUGAGCCCCGCCCCCAUCCUCUGCAGCUCGGUCAGCCCCCUCGCGUCCUUUCUCAGCCGGGAGACCAGGGGGUUGAGGAACCUGCGGUAGAACAAGAUGAAGGCCGCCACGCUGACGAUGUCGAAGGCCGACAUGCUCGCGGGGGGAAUACGGAAGCCGGCUACCGUGCCGUCCAUGGCUGCGCCCUGCUCCACGAAUAGGGAGGCCAUCUGCGUGAAGACGACGGAGUAGAGGAUGGUCGUCAGCCAUAUGGGGAUUAGCCGGAGCACGCAUUUCAGCUCCUCCACUUGUGUGAUGGGGCAGAGGCGCCAUGGGUCGCGGGAGCAGCCGGACGUGCCUUGUUGGAUCGUGAAGUCAUUCUCCGGAUCGAUGACCGCAGCUCGAUCCAAGAACCUACGGCAGCAGAUCACCUCAAGCUGGGCCGAAUGCAUGCAAGCCGAGAACGUGAAGGAUUCGGUUUCCGGAACCUACCUGAAACCUUCAGUGUGAAGUAUCCUUCUGCUCCCAUGAGCGGCUGAGACCUGCAUCUCCUCCGCCUCGUACAAGUAAUCGCCACCAUUUGUUGGCAUCUUCAUCCUCCACUUCCUCGAUGCGGCGACGACGACCUGACACACCCUGGAGAGGGGGUUGCCGAUGGGCUUGAAGUGCCUGUACCUGGAAGUCCCGCAGAGGAAGAGGAGCAGGGCGACCAUGGCAGAGCCAGCCGAGACCCAGAACCCCAGUGCCCACAUGCCCUUGUCCUCGAAGUAGUUCAAGAAGGUGUUGGAGAAGAGGGACCCCAGGUUGAGGGCCAGGUAGAAGUAGCUGAAGAAGGAGACUUUGGAGUGGGACUCAUCAGGGUCCUUCGCAUCGAACUGGUCUGCCCCAAAGGUGGCUAUGUUCGGCUGGUACCCUCCAUUUCCCAGGGCAAUGAGGUAGAUCGAGAGGUAGAACACCCCAGUGUCCAUGCUCGAGUGAGGGCCACAGAGGAAGUGCUCCUCGCCACAUCCCGAGGGCUUCAGCAGAAACAGGUAGGUGGAUAGAGAGAGCAGCACCAAGCCCUGUUGACCCAGAGAAACAAAACCGUUAGCAAUGGUGGUAGCUCGUCUUCACAAGCUUUCAGAUGGAUCUUACGAAUACAAAGAUGACUUGGAAGAUGGCGCAUGUCUUGUAUCUUCCCCAGUAGGAGUCACUGAGGAAGGCGCCAAGGAGGGAGAAGAUGUACACAGUGCCUGUCCACUUGCUGACAUUGUUUGCUGCAUCAGCGUUGUUCUGCUGCAGGACUCUCGUCAGGAACAAGACCAAGUUCACGCCAACCCCGAAGAAUGCCAACGUCGCUAAUCCUUGGUUCACUGCAUCGAGGUUACAGAGCUGAACAAAAAGUUUAGGACAAGAUGUCUUUUCCGGGUCAGAAUUCACACACCCACAUGUGGUGCUGUUCAGAUUCCAGAGGCAAAUUCCAAAAUCCUUGUGGGGGGUUGAUGCAAGAUGCAGUUGCAGAUUGUGACAAUGGCAGUGACCCCCCACUCUGAUGUGAUGUUGAUCCUUCCAGUUUGCCAAGUCGACAAGUAAAGCUCAAGCUCAGGAUCCUAGAGAAAGAAUCUACCACACGCAAGCCUACAAGAGAGGUCUUCUUACAUCUGUCUGCCUGUUUGGUGAAAGAAGCCGGUAAAAUAGACAGCUACAAACACCUGAUAAGCAGCAGUGCCUGGCAGGAGUGUGCAUCUACAUCUAAAGAGACCCACUCAACGAUCAGGUGAUCUUUACUGGAUAUUUCUUGUGCUUAUAACAUCAAAAUAGCCAACAUCUGCUUUUGAUUUUGAUCUUGAGAUCACCAACAAAGCAUCAUUAGUGGCAGCAUAAAUAUCUUUGCGCGCAUACUUGGAAUUCUCUCCUCUUUUUUUUUUUUUUUUUUCUUUUCUGUGAUCUAUUAGAACAAGUCUUGAUACAAUGAGAAGGUUGUUUCUUGGUGACAUGAAUGGUCAGAAUUCGAAAAGGGAACCAAAAUAAAAACCAAAGUGUCAAUUAAAUGAA